GCUAAGAAACCACACGCACUGAAGCUAGGCACCGUUUGAUUCCGGCGAGAAGCAAAGCACGUAGUACGCGAGACAUGGCGAGCAAGCAAAGAUCGUCGCCGGCCAAAGCCGCGGCGGCAGAUUGUGAUCCGGUGUACGAGUGGGUCAUCGGCGACGGAAGCUAUCUUCUCCGCCUCACCCUCCCAGGGUUCAAGAAAGAGGAUUUCCGGGUGCACGUCGACCCCAGCGGCCGGCUGACCAUCAUCGUCGGCCACCGCCCCGUUGAUGGCGUAGCCGGGACCGUGCGGCUGCACAAGGUGUUCCAGCUGCCACACACGUCCGACCUCGACGGGAUCACCGGCCGGUACGACGGCAGCGCUCUCAUGCUCACCGUGCCCAAGCUACCAUCCAGCGCGGUACCACCACCGGAGACGCCCAUGGAACAGGUCAAAGAGGCCGCGGCCGAUGUCGCCGACAAGCCAACGGAUAAAAAAUGCAGGGUUGGACGGGAGGCGGAGCGGCUGAUCGAGGCGGCGAGGGCGAGGUUGCAGGGGAGGCAGAAGGAGGAGGCGGCGACGAAGGAGCAAACUGCAGCGAGCAGCAAGAAGUCGCCUGCCAGAGAAGUGGACGGAAGGAAAGAGGAGCCCAAACCGGAGGCGCCGGCGACGCCGGCUGAGAAGGUGAUGAAACAAGAAGAUGAUCACGACGAGAAGGCCAAGGCCGCUGAACACAAGGCGAAGCUCGAUCGUGAGGCGGAGCAGAGGAUCGAGGCGGCCAGGGCGAGGCUGUAUGCCGCGGAGAGAGAGGCGGAGAGGGAGAGGGAGCAGAAUGGCUGCUGGAAUUGGAAGGAGCGGGCGACGGAGGAGGGCCUCAAGUGGGCGGAGACCAUCGGCAAUAACAAGGAGGUGAUCGCCACCGCCGUGGCCGCCUUCACGUUAGGCUUCUUCGUCUCCCACAGGAUCUUCUCCAGGAGCUGAAUAAUCAUCUCACAUGAAUGUCAGUACAGCGUACGCUCGUGCCGCCGUGCGUGCGUUCAUGCACACAUGGACGUACAUAGAUGGCGGGAUACAUUAAAGCUUCAACUGUGUAUUCGUGUAUAUACAUACGACGUGUGAUAUUUGGUAUU
Molecule: messenger RNA, 1105 nt
Organism: Lolium rigidum
Lineage: Eukaryota; Viridiplantae; Streptophyta; Magnoliopsida; Poales; Poaceae
Product: inactive protein RESTRICTED TEV MOVEMENT 2-like
Exons: 2
Coding region: 75-956 (293 amino acids)
Source: RefSeq, a predicted model, not a curated record